Messenger RNA from Neopelma chrysocephalum (saffron-crested tyrant-manakin), 4221 nucleotides. Its product is annotated as cullin-9-like. Gene Ontology annotation, biological process: ubiquitin-dependent protein catabolic process. Gene Ontology annotation, molecular function: ubiquitin protein ligase binding. The transcript has 22 exons. The annotation marks the transcript as partial. NCBI's taxonomy places the organism in Eukaryota, Metazoa, Chordata, Aves, Passeriformes, Pipridae. The record is from RefSeq and is a predicted model, not a curated record.
GUUUGGGUAGGUGAGGCAAGGCCAUGGGGUCAUUCUGCCAGUUGCAGUUGGGUGGUGAGUGCAGGUGGGAAGUCUGGGCUGGUGGCAGUUGAGUUGGGGACAGCCAGGGUGGCACUGGGAAAUGGCCCCGGGGAGCUCCAGCGGUGCAGCCUUUCCAUCAGUUCCGCCACUGGCUAUCACAAGGGGCAUGAGGUCUGUGGUGAGUCCAAGAUUAACUCGGCCCCAUUGGUCUGGCUGUUGGAGGUGGAUGAAGAAGCCCUGAUCCGGCUGUCGGUACCUGUGGAGCUGGCCCAGAAGAUGCUGCAGGUCUUGGAGAAGCAGUGCCAGGGCAGCACUCUGCGUGACCUGCGUGGCUGCCGCGUGUAUGCCAGAUACUUGCUCAGUAGGGGAGCUGAGCAGGAUGGUGGGGGGAGCACUGCAGUGUCCUCAGAGGGCAGUGGCUGCAGGAGCAUUGGCUGUGAAGCCACGAUGGCCAAGGCAGCAAAGGAAGACCUUUCUGCAGCCACAGUACCGCCCCAAGCCUCCAGUGUGGCGAACUCCGAUUCCCAGCUGUUCAGUGAGCUCCUUAGGAGUGAAGGGCUGUGCUUCCCAGAGGUGACGGAGGAGCAGAUCAAAGUGUUGGGCAGCUCCAAAGGGGUGAGCAAGAGCGGCUCGCUGGCCGAGAUUGCAGCCAUGGUGGAUGUGAUCCAGAGCAGCAGCUCAGCGGUGGGGCUGCGCUUAGCUGGGCUCAAGCAAAUCUUGAAGAUCCUGGAGGAGGAGCCCAAGUCUGAGCAGCAAGUUGGCACAGCCCAGGGCAGGCUGGGGACCGGGAGCGCUGGGGAGAAGCUGGUGCAAGUGGCAGUGGAGCUGCUGAGCACUGAGGUGGCAGAGAAGGCGCUGGUGGCAGUGAUGCUGCGCCUGCUGGCCGUGCUGAUGGCGCAGCACGACUGGCGUGUGCCGUUUGCCACGGAGGGCGGCGUGCGGGCCGUGCUGGCCUGCAUGCAGCAGCACAGCUCCUCCACCCUGGUGCAGCAGGCUGGCCUGGCGGCCCUGAAGGUGCUGGUGGGAGCUGCAGAUGGUGAGCCAGCAGGUGGGAAGUCCUUGUCCUGGAACCAUGCUGACGUGCAGAUGAUGCGGGAGAUCUUUGCCAGCAUCGGCUCUGCCUCCAGCGAGGGCUCUGCCAGUCUGCUGAGUACUAUCCCUGCUGCCCUGAGCACCAUGCAGAGGGUCCCAGGGGGCUCCUCAGGAGUGCAGAACGGCUUGCUGGUGGUGAACAUGCUGAUGGAUGGGCACCGGGGCCUGGCGGAGCAGCUGGCGAGCUGUGACCUCCUGGCGGUGCUGCAGAGCUGCUGGAGGGACGGGCAGAGCAGCGGCUGCCCUCAUGCGGUGCUGGCCCUACGCGCCAUCAACCGCCUCGCAGAGCACGGGCUGCCCCUGGGCCUGGAGGCAGCAGGCAGAGAGGCCCCACUGGACCUGAAGGGUGUGCGGAUGCUUCUGGGCAGCCUGGAGGAUGGCACUUUGUCCAAGGAGGUGGUGGUGGCCCUGGAACGGCAGCUCUGUGGUGAAGGCCCUGUCCCCUCUGGGCAGGUGUCCCAGCUGCUGCAGGACCACAGCUGCUUCAGGCUGCUGCUGCGCAGCUUGGAGCUGCUGGGGGCGGAGAAGGCUGUGAGCCUGAGCAUCCUCAGGAUCCUGAACAAGUUCCUGGACAGUUAUCAGGAGGAUGUGCUGCCCUGGCAUGAGUGUGUGGAGCCCUGUGUGUCCUCCCUGAGCGCCCACAGCAGCAGCUGGGAGGUGCUGCAGGAGGUCGUUGGCUUCCUGCACCGCCUGGCCACUGCCAGCGAGGACUGUGUGGUGGUGAUGUGCCACGUGGGCACCCAUGAGGCUCUGUCCAAAGCCCUGGAAAAGCACAGUGUGGCUCCAUCACUGGCGCCAGCCCUGCUCAACCUGGUGACGGACUGUGAGAAGUACGCCAGCCUCUACAAGAAGCUGACAACCAGAAUCUUGGCUGGCUGCAUCCAGCUGGUCCUGGGGCAGAUUGAGGAGCACCGCCGGAGUCACCAGCCCAUCACCAUCCCCUUCUUUGAUGUCUUCCUGCAAAACCUGUGCCGAGGCUCCAGCAUGGAGGUAAAGGAAGACAAGUGUUGGGAGAAGGUGCAGGUCUCCUCCAACCCACACCAGGCCAACAAGCUCACAGACAGGAACCCCAAGACAUACUGGGAGUCAAAUGGCAGCACUGGCUCCCACUUCAUCACUGUGCACAUGCAGUGUGGUGUGGUGAUCAGGGAGAUGAGCAUGCUGGUGGCCAGUGAGGACUCCAGCUAUAUGCCAUCCCGCGUCGUGGUGCUGGGUGGGGACAACCCUGCCACCAUCAGAACGGAGCUCAACACAGUUACCAUCCUGCCUUCAGACAGCAGAGUGAUCCUGCUGGAGAACAUGACCCGCUUCUGGCCCAUCAUCCAGAUCCGGGUGAAGCGGUGCCAGCAGGGUGGCAUUGACACACGUGUGCGUGGCAUCGAGGUGCUGGGUCCCAAGCCCACUUUCUGGCCCGUCUUCAAGGAGCAGCUGUGCUGGCGGACAUUCCUCUCCUGCACUGCUCAGGCUCACGCCUGGGGCCAGGAGAUCUGCCGGGACCGAGGGCAACUGCUGCAACUCUUUGGCAGACUGAACCGGGCGCUGCAGCACGAGCAGGGCUUCGCCGACCGCUUCCUUCCUGAUGACGAGGCAGCCCGGGCAUUGGGCAGGACGUGCUGGGAGGCCCUGGUGAACCCCUUGGUGCAAAGCAUCACUAGCCCAGACCCUGAUGGUGUCAGUCCCCUGGCCUGGCUGCUGAGGGAGUACCUGGAGAACGUGGAGCCGCCCCACCGUGCCAGGGGACACAGGGCUGCCUUUGGAUCCUGUGUGCGGCGCCUGACCCAGCUCCUGGUGCACGUGGACCCUGGUGGCCCAGAGCCGGAGGAGACAAGAGCAGCUGGUGGGAAGGCGGGGAAGAACAAGGAGGUGCCGGCCAGGGCUGCGAAGGCAGUGGUGGAGAAGUCGAGCUGCCUGUGGGGAAUCUCGCAGUGCUGGCGUGGCGUGGUGCAGCAGCAGGUGCAGCAGUUCCUGGAGGCAGCAGGGCAGGUGCCAGACCUUGCGGAGCAAUACUGCGGGCUGUACCAGCGCCUGCGCAGUGCCACAGAGGAGCUCUUUGGGCAGCAGGCCGCCUUCAUGCUGGCCCUGGGCCAGGGCUUUGCAGGGGCUUUGCUGCAGCUCUCCUUCCUGACUGCCCUGCAUGUGAGUGAGCAGUUUGCCCGCUACCUUGAUGUGCAGAUCCAGGAGCUCCGCAGGGCAGCACAGGGCAGCACAGGGCCGCUGGAGCGGCUGCAGCAGUUCUUGGAGCCCUUUGUUGUCUUCAGUGGCCUGGAGCUCGCCCAUACCUUCGAGCACUUUUACAGGCACUACCUGGGAGACCGGCUCCUGACACAAGGGCCGUCUUGGCUGGAAGGAGGCAUCGUGGAGCAGAUUGGGCUGUGCUUCCCCAGCCGCUUUCCCCAAGAUAUGCUGAGCAACUUGGCUGAGUCAGAGGAGCUCCAGCGGCAGUUCUACCUCUUCCAGCUGCAGGAGCAGGAUAAGCGGCUGCUGGAGCUGGACACGGGCCUGGAUGAGGUGCUGGAGACAGCCCCGGUGGCAGAUGUGCCAGAAGUGAAGGUGCUGGCCCUGUCCCCACGCUGCUGGCCUGUUUCCCCACUCUGUUACAUGGAUAACCCUGGGAGGUUUUUCUCAGCAACGCUGAGCUCCCCCCUGGAUGAGUUUGCUGACUUCUGCCAGCAGAGCCAGAGCCGGCUGGGCUGGGAGUGCACGAAGCCCCAGCGAUUGCAGUGGACAUGGCUGGGCCACGCUGAGCUGCAGUUUGGAGACUGUGUCCUCCACGUGUCCACACUACAGAUGUACAUCCUGCUGUGCUUCAACAGUGCCGAGGAGGUGGCUGUGGAGGCCCUGCUGCAGGCUACAGGGCUCCCUGCUGACCUGGUGCACCACACGCUGACACCGCUGACCCACGGCCAGGGCAUCCUGGUGCAGAGCUGCACGCCGGGAGGUGAAUGUGGGGCCGGGGCACCCCUGGAGAGGUGCUGCUCUGAGCCCUGAGUAGGUGCUGGGGUUUGGGGUGCAUGAACUCGUACGGCAAGUGAGUAGGCUGGGGUGGGUCUGUCUGGUGGUUCUGGGGGUGUGGGUCUGUGUGGCAGGUUGGGGCCAUUAGGCCAGGUG